AUGGAGGCGCCCAGCGCGCCCCUGCCCAACUCCGUGGUCCCUGGACACGGAACCGAGCAGCGCAGCGGCACAGACAAGUGUCUACUGAACUCCACCAGGCAUGACGAUGACAAAUGGGAUAAACUCCGGGACUGCCUGCUAGACGAAGAUCCUGACAAACUCCUCACAGAAGCCAUAGAAGGAAGGAAAGUGAAGAACAGCAGCUCCUGCUGCUCAGGACAGAAGUUUUCUCUAGGUCAUUCCACGAAAUCAGAAGAUACACAGAGUCACGUCAUCCAGAAAAUGAGCUUCCUUUCUCUCACAGGGCCUGGAAUUUUGGGAAACUUGAUUAUGCUUUUGAAACAUGUACGUAUACUAGUCCUGAGUCAUGAGAAAAAUUCCAUAGAUCUUAUCCUCAUUCAAUUGGCUAUUUCAAACAUUGUCAUUAUUUGUACCACAGGAAUCAGAGACAUAACCACAGUGGUGUAUUUUAGUAACUUCCUACUAGGUGAGACUGUUUGCAAAAUCAUGGUUUACCUGAGUAGGGUGGCACGGGGCAUUUCCAUCUGCUCCACCUGCCUCCUCAGUGUAGUCCAGGCCAUCACCAUCAGUCCCAGGAACACCUUGUGGAGAAAGUUCAAACCACACACUGCAUGGCAGGUUCUUCCCCACCUCCUCCUCUUCUGGAUCUUUAGCUUUCUCAUAAGCUCUAACUUACGGCACUACAUCACAGCAGUCAACAACAAGAAUGGAUCUAAUGUUAGAAUGUAUGUUGGUUAUUGCUACAUGCUGCCAGCUCCACAAAUCAUCAGGUGGCUCUUCCUCUGUCUCAUGGCUCUUCGAGACCUCACCUUUCAGACUCUCAUGGGCUGGAGCAGUGUGUACAUGGCUCUCUAUCUGUACAAACAUCACAAGCGUGUCCUCUACCUCCAGAACUCCAGGUUUGCCAAAUAUCCCAGCCCAGAGAUCAGAGCCACUCAGAGUACUCUCAUUCUCAUGACCUGCUUCCUGUUCUUUUAUUGGACAGAUUUCAUUUUCUCCUUACACAUAGGGAUCACAUUGUCAGAGGAAUCAACCACAUUACAUGCUAAAAUACUUCUAGAAGUUGGUUAUUGCAGUCUGAGUCCCUUUGUCCUGAUCAGCAGGGGUAUUCAUAUAACUAAAUGCUGGAGUGCUCACUGA
Ochotona curzoniae (black-lipped pika) is the source of this 1161-nucleotide messenger RNA. RefSeq names its product putative vomeronasal receptor-like protein 4. Bases 1 to 1161 code for a protein of 386 amino acids. The transcript is spliced from 3 exons. Gene Ontology annotation, molecular function: pheromone receptor activity. Gene Ontology annotation, cellular component: membrane. Gene Ontology annotation, biological process: G protein-coupled receptor signaling pathway. The record is from RefSeq and is a predicted model, not a curated record. Lineage: Eukaryota; Metazoa; Chordata; Mammalia; Lagomorpha; Ochotonidae.